Cordyceps fumosorosea ARSEF 2679 is the source of this 1647-nucleotide messenger RNA. RefSeq lists its product as hypothetical. NCBI's taxonomy places the organism in Eukaryota, Fungi, Ascomycota, Sordariomycetes, Hypocreales, Cordycipitaceae. The record is from RefSeq and is a predicted model, not a curated record. Bases 1 to 1647 code for a protein of 548 amino acids. The transcript has a single exon.
AUGGCAGAUCGCCAAGAGCAGAUCGAUGCUGUGGCCAAGCCCUCCACGUCAAGGCGCUCCAGCACAAGCCCAGAUUCAGACUCAGACAUGCCCUCGCUCAACGGUACAUCUGCCGAUGACGCGCGCCUCGCCGCGCUGCGCGGACAGGCGUUGCCCGAAGACCCGGCCGUCUACCUGCAGAGAGAGGGCGAGGCCGCCGUGGUCCACGGCAUCAGGCACCACCUCGCCUUUGCGCAGUCGCCCGCCGUCGUGGCGCUCUGCCAGAACCCGGCGCGCAAGAUCUUCGCGCGGGCCCGGCACGCCCGCCUCAUCAUGAGCGACCUCAUCCCCGAGAUCCCUGACGACGGCGACGCGGCUCUGCUGCCGUACUGCAUCUGGCACCCGGACGUCGCGCGCGAGGCGACCUACCACGAGGUCGCGCGGCGGUACCCGGCGCUGCGGUACAGCGUCGCCCGCGCCUGCGCCGUGGCCGGCUACGCGGGGCUGUACCGCGAGCUCGACGUGCUGCCGGAGGUGACCGUCGCGGAGGAGGCGCAGGCAUCGUCGGCCCCGGGGGCGCGGGAGAUUUCGGACGCCAUCAUGGCUGCGCCGGUGCGCUACGGGGUCAUGAACGACUACGAGAACCGGCUCUUUGCGGAGCCGAGGGCCGGCGCGCGCCUCAACGCCGACACGGCGGUCGUGCCCGUGCUGCGCCGCGUGCGCACAACCCACACGGCGGUCGUGCCGGACGCCUGGCCAAGGUACUGGGACGUGGAGGAGGACGGCUACAUCGGCGAGGAGAACCUCGGGCACGCCGGCGAUGACUACUGCGGCGCGGUGGGCGAGGUUGAGCGCGCGCUGCUGUCGCGGCCGCUGCCGGAGGACCUCCCCGCGGGGGUCAACAAGGACGUGCUGAUCCUGAUGGCCGCGUACGAGGGUAACGCGGACCGGUACGCGCGGCUGGAGCGGCCCGGUGGCAUCCGCGGCGAGGAGGCGUGCAUCGCGCGGGGCAUCUUCCACAGCACCACGUUCGCCCUGCACUGGUCGGCGCGGGGCGUCCGGGGCGCUCUCGCGGCGGCGGUGCACGCGCGCCGCGCCAUGCUCAACGACCUCUCCUGGCUCGUCCCCGCGCUGCCCGAGGAGGAGCUGCCGUACAUGAUCUGGUACCCGCUGCGGCCGCGGCACCUCACGCUGUGGGAGAUUGCGCGGCGGGAGCCACGCAUGUGGUUGGCCGUGGCGCACGCGUGCGUCGCGUGCGGCUACCGCCCGCUGUUCGACCUGCUGCUGCCUAGGAUCAAGGCGACGAGGGAGCUGCGGUGGGAGGCGGAGCGCGGCGCGGACAGGCACUUUGAGGAGUCGCUGCGGCGGGUGAAGACGGAGGGCGGUGGGAGGGGGGAGGCGGAGGCGGAGGAGGACAAGGAGCCGACGGAGACGCUGGUGAGCGGGCAGAUGGACGUGGAUGCGAUCGGGGAGGCGCACCAUCCGGCGGUGUGGGCGGGGUACGGAGCGAACGCGGCGGCGCUGGAGCUGUACUUGAUGGUGCCCGAGGCGAUUCGCAAGGCGGCGGCGGAGUCGGAGGUGGGCAACUUUUCGCUGUAUGAGGCGGAUGAUGACGUCGACCGGGCGUGGGACGAGAGCAUCUUUGAGGGGUUGGAGACCAAGGACUGA